CUGGGUGCUGUCGCCUCGACCCCCAGUUGAGUGUCCCAGGCCCUUCUUUCUCUCUCGCUGGGUUCCCGGGGCUCAGGACCCAGGCGCGGUCCCUGACCGGCCACUGGCCCCAUAGCUGCGCACAGGGAAGCCAGAGCCGCUGCUGGUGGCGGCGGGAGGUGGCGGGAGGUCCUACAGGAGGCGACCUGAGCGCGGCUGGACUCAGGCGGCCCCCGAGAGGCUGGAGACCCGCGCGGCGGCGCAGGGCAGCGGCAGGAGAGGAGGCGCGGCCGGCGGUGAUACUUCUGAGUCUGACCUCCUCUGGGCUGAUGGGGAAGAUGGCAUAUCCUUCGUCCACCCUAGUGGCGAGCUUUACCUACAACCUCUGGCAGUCACAGAGGGCGAUGUUGAGGUGGAGAUCCGAAGGCACCCCAAUUGCAGUCACUGCUCUUUCAAAGACUGCCAGUGGCAGGCAGAGCUCUGGAGGGCUGAAUGCAUAUGCCCAGAGGGCAUGGAGCUAGCUGUGGAUAAUAUCACAUGCACGGGCCUGCCAACCACCACAAGCCCUCUGAUAAUGAUGGGAGCUGUUGUGACAGCCUUGACGCUGAGUCUCCUUAUGAUGUGUGGAGUCCUAAUUCUAGUGAACCAGAAGAAAUGUCAGAGCCUGCGGGGAACCAGGCUGCCAGGCCCUGAGCUUGAGCUGAGUAAGCUGAGAACCUCUGCCAUCAGGACAGCACCCAACCCAUAUUACUGUCAGGUGGGGCUCAGCCCUGCCCAGGCCUGGCCUCUGCCCCAAGGGCUCACUGAGGUUUCCCCAGCCAAUGUCACUCUACUCAGAGCCCUUGGCCAUGGUGCCUUUGGGGAAGUGUAUGAGGGACUAGUGAUUGGUCUUCCUGGGGAUUCCAGCCCUCUUCCGGUGGCUAUCAAGACUCUGCCGGAGCUCUGCUCCCCUCAGGAUGAGCUGGACUUUCUCAUGGAGGCUCUCAUCAUCAGCAAGUUCAGCCAUCAGAAUAUUGUACGCUGUGUGGGGCUCAGCUUCCAGGCUGCCCCUCGCCUCAUUCUGCUGGAGCUGAUGUCUGGUGGGGACAUGAAGAGCUUUCUGAGGCAUAGCAGACCACACCCGGGACAACUGUCACCUCUGACCAUGCAGGACCUAUUACAGUUGGCCCAGGAUAUAGCUCAGGGCUGCCACUACUUGGAGGAAAAUCACUUUAUCCACAGAGACAUUGCCGCCCGAAACUGUCUGCUUAGCUGCAGUGGAGACAGCCGAGUGGCCAAGAUUGGAGACUUUGGAAUGGCAAGAGAUAUCUACCAGGCCAGUUAUUAUCGCAAAGGGGGCCGGACCUUGCUCCCAGUGAAGUGGAUGCCCCCAGAAGCUCUCCUGGAGGGCCUUUUCACAUCCAAGACGGACUCCUGGUCUUUUGGGGUCCUGCUCUGGGAGAUCUUCUCACUAGGUUAUAUGCCCUACCCUGGACACACCAACCAGGAGGUUCUAGACUUCAUUGCCACAGGGAACAGGAUGGACCCUCCUAGGAACUGUCCUGGGCCAGUGUACCGAAUCAUGACCCAGUGCUGGCAGCUUCAACCUGAGCUCCGCCCUGACUUUGCCAGCAUCUUGGAGCGCAUUCAAUACUGCAUUCAGGACCCUGAUGUGCUGAACUCGCCCUUGCCCAUGGAACCAGGGCCCAUUGUGGAGGAGGAAGGGGCCUCUGGGCCGGGGAACAGGUCACUGGAAGGUCUUAGAUCCCCAAAGACCCUGGAACUGAGUUCCCAGAACUUGAAAAGCCGGGGAGGAGACCUUCUUGGCUCUCAGCUGCCCUCUGGCCUCAAGACCCUCACAUCCAGAUGCCUUCAACCUCAGAACAUUUGGAACCCCACCUAUGGCUCCUGGACCCCAAGGAGCCCCCAGGGUGAAGAUUCAGACAUUGACCUUAGCAAUGGCCCCUCCUCGGAUUCCUUUCCAGGCGAGCAGUAGCCUCUGCCCCCUGCAGUCUCUGCUGCAUGUUCAGGCAUGUUUCAGGGAUGUCCAAGCGGCCUGCCUGGCCUUUUUACACUGGAAACCAUCCUCGACCCUCUUGGGGAAGGCCUGGGCUACUCUCAGUCUUUGGAGUCAGUUGGGAAUCCUGGAUUGUCCACUCCCUAUAAGUAUCUUUCCUCUGACCCAUGCCAGUGCUACAAAUGUUUUUAGUAAUGGUGAUGGUGAUGAUGAUGAUGGUGAUGAUGAUGAUGAUGAUAAUAAAACCCUUCUAAUUCUUCA
This is a messenger RNA of Rattus norvegicus (Norway rat), 2236 nucleotides long. It is a transcript of the gene Ltk, whose product is annotated as leukocyte receptor tyrosine kinase. The record is from RefSeq and is marked reviewed. The transcript is spliced from 14 exons. Gene Ontology annotation, molecular function: kinase activity; protein tyrosine kinase activity; transferase activity. Gene Ontology annotation, biological process: cellular response to retinoic acid; positive regulation of phosphatidylinositol 3-kinase/protein kinase B signal transduction; positive regulation of neuron projection development. Gene Ontology annotation, cellular component: membrane; plasma membrane. NCBI's taxonomy places the organism in Eukaryota, Metazoa, Chordata, Mammalia, Rodentia, Muridae.